Hymenoscyphus albidus is the source of this 2333-nucleotide messenger RNA. Lineage: Eukaryota; Fungi; Ascomycota; Leotiomycetes; Helotiales; Helotiaceae. The record is from the annotation of a GenBank genome assembly.
AUGGAAACAGAUAUGGAACUUAAGGAUCGGAACGUGGCUCACGCGCUCAAUGGCGGGCCAUAUACAAAUGUGGAGCGCAACGGCACCAAUUCUCAUAAUAGCGACGUGGAAAAGCUGGACCGUAUGGGCAAAAAGCAGAUCCUCAAGGUACACUAUCGGUUUUUGUUUUCGAAAACUCCGACCUAAAGCUUCGAUCGUUUCUGACAGAUGUAGCGUCGAUUUGGAUUCUUAUCGCUAUUUGGGUUCAGUUGCACUAUUCUAAUUACCUGAGAGACCGUGUUGGCGUAAGUUUCAUGCUCUCGUGGGAUUGAGGCAUACACUAAUUGUAUGAAUAGACUGUUUGCGUCAGGUUUGUACAAGUUUGUCGUCCGAUCAUUACCACUUUUCAGCGACUGGUUUCAGACCAGUGGAGGGCCCACUGGCCUUUUGUAUGGAUUUAUCAUCGCUUGGCUUUGUACUUUGUCGGUUUAUACUGUAAUUUCUGAAUUGGCUUCAAUGUAAGUCUUCCACACCAAAUGAAGUUGCCCAAAGGCUUACCGGUAGUCAUGAAGUGCACCCAUUGCUGGCGGCCAGUACUUUUGGGUAUCUAUGCUAGCGCCUAAAGGCCAGAAACAAUUUUACAGCUAUAUUACUGGUAAGUCAUGGCUUUAGUACAUAAAUCCGUUAUUCUUAUUGCUCAAUAUUAGCAUGAAGUCGACUCAUGAGCUAAAAAUUGAUCUAGCUUGAUUGACGACUAUUGCGUGGGUUGCAACACUUGCCACAGGUGCUAUAUACGUCUGUGCCAUUAUCCGAGGGAUGGUCAUUCUCAACCACCCAGAAUACAGUCCGAAGGCAUGGCAUGCUACACUUUUGAGCUGGGGGGUUAUCGCAGUGUGUAUAUUCCUCAAUACCGUGAUUAGCAAAUGGCUUCCCAAGGUUGAAGGCUUUAUCCUGAUUUUUCAUAUUUUGGGCUUUUUUGCUAUUCUGAUCACUGUUGUUUAUAUGGCCCCACAUGGAUCAGCGAGGAGUGUGUUCCUCACUUCUCUGAAUGGAGGGGGCUGGUCAAGUCAAGGACCGUCCUUUUGUGUUGGUUUCAUUGGAAAUGUUGCAACUUUUGUUGGUGAGUCUCACAUCCAAUAUAAUACUCUAAUAUUUUUAACUGUUCUUCUCAAGGUGCCGAUGCUUCGGUACAUGUCUUCGGUACAUGUAAGUUGUCCAUGACGGUCCUAUUAAAUCAACGACUGACUUUGUAAGAUGGCGGAGGAAAUCGAAAACGCUGCUGUGAAUGUUCCGCGGGCAAUUUUCACCACAAUGGUACUCAACGGCGCAAUGGGCUUUGCUAUGAUGCUAGCUAUCCUAUUCUGUAUUGGAGAUGCUGAGGAAGUUUUGGUAAGUCGAAAAGCCUCGGACUUAAGAUUUUUUUAUAAUAACCAGGCUGGUAACAGGCAACGGAGACCGGGUUUCCUUUCAUACAAAUAUUUUACAAUGUCACUGGCUCCAAGUCUGGGACCACCGUUAUGGCAUGCCUUGUCACCGCCUUGUCCUGGGCGGGGACCAUCGGCUUCACCGCCACAGCUUCCCGAAUGCUUUGGUCAUUCGCACGCGAUCGCGGAGUCCCUUUCCACCGAACUGUCAUGAAAGUAGGUUCUAUUUCUUGGUUACACAGGCACAAACUAAAUGAAUCCUAAUAAAUCAAACUUCAAAUGUCAAUCAGAGGUGGAACGAAAGUAUUCAAAAGGUGUUGACCUGACACGCUCUAUCAGAGAGGCACUCAAUGAACAUUGGAUAUUGUGUCAGCGACGAUUGCUAAUAUUUACUCAAAGGUCGAGCGCCGUACUCAAAUACCCAUGGUAGCCGUUGGUGUAGUAACGACCCUUCCCGCUCUUCUUGCUUUGAUAUAUAUCGGCUCCAGAGCAGUCUUUAACGAUGUGGUUUCCUUGUCCGUCUCCGGUUUCUACGCUUCUUACCUUCUUCCCUCCGCACUACUUCUGUGGCGCCGGACAACUGGCCAGGUUGCUGAGGCUGUAACACUAGUAACAGAAGGUAAUGCUACAGUGGGACGAGGAGGUGAGAAAGUUCUACAUAUGCCACUGGUUUGGGGUCCGUGGCGUGUUCCUGGCAUACUUGGCAUUGCAAAUAAUGCUUUCGCGUGCGUAUAUAUGGUUUAUGUCAUAUUUUGGAGCUUCUGGCCUUCAGCUACUCCAGUUACACCGGAAUCGAUGAAUUACAGCGUACUUGUCACUGGAAGUGUGAUUAUCUUCAGUGUUGCUUACUACAUUUUGAUGGGCAAAAAUCAAUAUGUUGGACCGUUGGUUGAUUCGGAAGUCAUCAUAGAAGAUAUUGAGAGGACCUAG